Oreochromis niloticus (Nile tilapia) is the source of this 3555-nucleotide messenger RNA. It is a transcript of the gene etnppl, whose product is annotated as ethanolamine-phosphate phospho-lyase. The transcript has 13 exons. NCBI's taxonomy places the organism in Eukaryota, Metazoa, Chordata, Actinopteri, Cichliformes, Cichlidae. Gene Ontology annotation, molecular function: pyridoxal phosphate binding; transaminase activity; ethanolamine-phosphate phospho-lyase activity. The coding region runs from base 93 to 1574 and encodes 493 amino acids. The record is from RefSeq and is a predicted model, not a curated record. Gene Ontology annotation, cellular component: mitochondrion.
UACUGUAGUGCACUUGCGCGCGCGCGUGUAUAAAGGGCUCUGUCGGCUCGAGCAGAUGUUCUUCGAGCUUCGUCCAGCUGGACUACAUCAAGAUGUUCGCUGAGAGAUUUGAGAAAAAGGAGACGAUAGACCUGAGGAAGAGAUAUAUUGGGCCAUCUUGUAAGAUUUUCUUCAGCCAUGACCCAAUCAAGAUUGUGCGAGCCAAAGGCCAGUAUAUGUAUGAUGAGAAAGGACAGCGCUACCUGGACUGCAUCAACAAUGUGGCUCAUGUGGGCCACUGUCAUCCUGAUGUGGUGAAGGCAGGAGCUCAGCAGAUGGAACUACUCAACACUAACUCGCGCUUCCUACACGACAACCUUGUCCUGUAUGCCCAGAGGCUGCAGGCCACGCUGCCCGACAAGCUGGGUGUUUGCUACUUUGUCAACUCCGGCUCUGAAGCCAACGACCUGGCCCUCCGACUAGCACGACAAUACACAGGCCACACAGAUAUCAUCACUUUGGAAAAUGCGUACCAUGGCCACGUCUCAUCGCUCAUUGACAUCAGUCCAUAUAAGUUCCACCAGCUGUCAGAUGCUGAGCAGAAUCAAUUUGUCCAUGUGGCUUCCAGUCCAGAUGUGUACAGAGGGAAAUACAGAGCAGACCACCCUGAUCCUGCCACCGCGUAUGCAGAUGAAGUCAAAGAUAUAAUAAGCAAAGCUCACAAGAAAGGAGGCAAGAUUGCUGCUUUUAUAGCUGAGUCACUGCAGAGCUGUGGUGGGCAGGUCAUUCCCCCUGUGGGUUACUUCCAGCAAGUGGCACAGCACGUCCGUAAAGCGGGGGGCAUUUUUAUUGCAGAUGAAGUCCAAGUGGGCUUUGGGAGAGUAGGCUCCCACUUCUGGGCCUUCCAGCUGCAGGGAGAGGACUUUGUACCUGACAUUGUCACGAUGGGAAAACCCAUUGGCAACGGCCACCCCAUGUCAUGUGUGGUCACGACCAAAGAGGUGGCAGAGGCCUUCAUGACAUCUGGGAUGGAGUACUUCAAUACAUUUGGUGGUAAUCCAGUGUCGUGUGCCAUCGGUCUGGCCGUCCUAGACGUGAUUGAGAAAGAGGAUCUGCAGGGCAACGCACUGCGUGUGGGGCAAUACCUCACCAGUCUGCUGGAGAAGCAGAAAGAGAAGCACCUGCUGAUCGGAGAUAUCAGGGGUCGUGGUCUCUUUGUAGGUGUGGAGCUCGUCAGGGACAGGCUGAAAAUCACUCCUGCCACAGCAGAGGCACAGGAAGUCAUAUAUAGGCUAAAGGAACAGCACAUUCUUCUCAGUGCUGACGGACCUCAUCGCAACGUGCUCAAGUUUAAGCCCCCAAUGUGCUUCACUACAGAAGAUGCUGAGCUGGUCGUGGAGAAAAUUGAUGUUAUUCUCACAGAACUGGAGGAAGCAUUGGACCUGAAGCUGAACCACACACUGACUGCAGAAAAUGAAAGCAAUAAAAGGAAACUGCUGACUGAUGAAAACGGGCACAGUGGCGUGCUACACGGCAAAGGAAGCCGUCAAGGGUCUCCUCAACAAACCAAACAAAGCAAACGCCUCAGGACAUAAAGCAGCCUGUGAACAAACACAAGAACCGACACAGGUGGCACAACUCUAGAAUUAAAGGGCCGUAAUUUCAUGAUAAAUGUUUUUAUACCAAUAAUAUACUGCAUAUCAAUUAGAUUGUCUUCUCAGGUAUUUUUUUUAAAUAUUUGCGUAAUAGCAUGUGUAGCAUCUUUUUAGCUAGCUGCAUAAAAAUGUACUUAAUUAUGUGAGUUAGCAGGGUACAAGAGCCUUAUUCACGAUAUCAGGGAAUCAUGAAUGAAUCAAUCUGAACAUGUAGAUCUGAAAAUAUGCAUCAGUGUCUUUGUGUGCCUUUAGCAUUAAAAAUGCAGCCUUACUUGUAAAGGCCAUUACAUGUUUUUACAGAGAAGUAACUGGACUGUUUUAAAUAAAAUACUGUAUGUAGUACUUGGUUGCUAUAAAAAAGGCCAGUGUGUGAGCAGCCCUCACUCAUCGACACAGAAAACAUGAAAGUAAAAAAGCUGAUGUACUGUGUUUACAUCUGCACAGUAUCUUUAUUUUACUGAGCCUCAACCAAACAAUGUCACUGUUAAAAAAGUCUGCAAUUACUUACCAAUGUUCUCAUCUUCCUUAUUAGCAGAAAGUAAAUGUUGUUUACUUUAGAGUUCUCGUAUAGAAAGUUCACUGCUGUGAAGAUGGAAAAUACUUGUUGUCGUUCAUAAAAGGUAAUAAAGAUUUACUCUCAGGCUCAGGACUUGUCUGAAGUCUCAGGACUUCUUCCAUAAUGUGACAAGGAUGAGAGGAUUACGGAGAAAGGUGCCAUCUAAUAUACCAGCUUGUGAAUAAAAGGAAAAUGAUCCACAGUUUAAUAUGGUUGGUAAGCCUACUUUCCUCUCCAUAGUCACUUAUAUUUUAAGGCAAAGCACUGCUAUUGGUAGCUUAAGUCAUCUUGACUAAAGCGUCAUCCUAGUUUUCUCAGUGUGAGGCAGCUGUAGACCAGAAUGAUCAUUAUUUACAAGUAGGGAUGAUCACCCUGUUCCUUCCUCCUGGAGAAACCUCAUUACCAUUGCAGUACAGGACCAAAAUAUCUAAAAAUAUCUCUGCAGAACCGUGCAGCACAUCGGAUUUUAAACUCAAGGCAUAAUUUCAAACCAGACGAAAAAUAUUUGUAUUCAUGUGAAAUAAAUACAUGAAAAUACAUGAAUGUGCAAAUGCUCAGAUGUUUCUUGUAUGACUGCCUUGUUACUGCCUCUGUCCUACUCCAUUGACUGCAGAUGAAAAUGAGCAUGUAUGGCUAAAUCUGGAAGAUUUAUAUGACAAAUUUAAGCACUUGUGUUAAUUAAUAUGCUUUGUCCCUUCUAAAUAUAAGUCCAGGAAACACCAUUACCUGAUGAUCCUGUGAUGCCAUCUUCUGGAGGGAAAAUGAAAUGCGUCAUAUCUCCUGAACACUGCAUAUGCAAAGACGCCACAUUGUUUGGCUGCUGAUGUAAACUUGAGUUUAACAAUCUUCUCAAAAAUUCAGAGCAAUAACUUUCUAUUUAAUCAUUUACAUUAAGUAGAAAUCAAAGUAAUUCAGAAUCUGGAUGAAAGUGAUUUUAAACAAUGUCUUGUCCUAAUAAACCUACUUCAACAGCACAUAACAACCAUGAGAAGGUGUGAAAAGGACAGUUUAUUUCACUAUCUUGUACAAAAAUGCAACUGUGAGAGGUUCAAGGCUUUCAAGGUUCAAAGUUUUCUAUACAAAAACGUACAUCUGAAAUAUCACUCAGACACCCAUGUAAGUGGUUCACACAGUGCAAGUCCUAAUUAGAAAUCGGUGAUUUUGUCCCAUCAAUGUUUGGCAGCUUCCUCUCCCUUUUUCCUACUCCAGAUUCAUUUCUCCUACUCCACAGAACAUGUUGGCUUUAUCAACAUGGCAAAAUCAUUAAUGAUGCUGUGCCUGCACGACAAGUUCAGGUGGCAGAGUGCUGAAUUUAAGCUGCUAAAGACCUUCUGCUCCACCAGCUUCAUAGGAGGUUAAGAGAAA